Ylistrum balloti is the source of this 1981-nucleotide messenger RNA. RefSeq lists its product as uncharacterized. Gene Ontology annotation, molecular function: zinc ion binding. The transcript has 3 exons. The record is from RefSeq and is a predicted model, not a curated record. The coding region runs from base 473 to 946 and encodes 157 amino acids. Lineage: Eukaryota; Metazoa; Mollusca; Bivalvia; Pectinida; Pectinidae.
GAGAUCACAUGCACAAGGGACAUUCCUAGUGUCUAGGUAGCUACUAGAUGAAUAUUAGUGUUAGAGUUGUGAUGGCUUCCAUGCUCUCUCGAGGACCUGUUUACUCCAUGCCGUCAUACCUGAAACCCGGUCAAUGUCAACAUUCUGACGUCCAAGCAAAUCUUGACAGAACUAUCACCAAAUCGAGGUGGUUGUGGAAUCCUAUCAUGGUCGUCUGAAACACUGGACGUUCUUCCGAACGCAAUUGGUGUCUAACAGCUUUAUCAAUGUCAUUGAGGCUUUGCUUCGAACCGUCACAGCCUGUCUGAAUGGUAUUAGAGGACCGAUCUACCAGAGAUCUCCAGAGAGAGAUGCCAAAGAUAGGCUAAUGGCUGAACGUAUGAAGGACCGUUUGACAACACCGAAUGGUUAAGCUCAGAGAGUCAGGAUAAAUCCGGAUCUAUCUAGACGGGCAAGGUCCGAGUUUGUCAAGAUGGAUGCAUCUUCCGUACUGUUUCCCCGUCUCGAUCUUGAUUACUUGAGAACCAUUACGUGUGGAACGUAUCAGAUAUCUCUGGCUCCUGGUUACAUCGCCGAACAUUUAAGUGAUGACGGAGACUAUGAGGUGUGGCUUUACCAGCACUCCCCAGACCUUCUCCGAUGUCAAAUACAUUCUCGACACAAAAGCCAAACGAAAUAUAACGUUUGGAUACGGUUCACCGUUUCACCCGAUGUUGAGGCCCCAAUAAAGGACAACUACUGCCAGUGCCCAGUUGGAGAGAGAACGAUGGGAAUGUGUGCGCACAUCUCCAGUAUCUUGUACUACCUUGGGUAUUACAGGCCGCUGGAAAACCCUCGACCAUUACAACCACAGAUUUGUGACCACAACGGCAUGGGCAAUGCACCACCAACAGGAAAUUUGAAUCAGAGAAGGGGCCGUUUUGGAAACCGGCCCUUUAAUAUCUAAAAGAAAAUAUCACUCAGUAUGAAAUAGGCACUGCCUACAAGCGAUAGCAAGGUAUAAAAACAAAUUAAGAGAUACAGGGCGAGUAUGAAAAACAAUGGACCACAAUACUGGAAAUCGACGAGGGAAAGGGGAAUGGCAGGUAGGCCUAGCUGUGAUAUUAGGGAAAUAAAGCAGCUUAUGUGCGACGACGAAAUGAAAAUUACAACUACAUGAUUUAUGCUGUAUUAUCAUGGCAUAUUGUAGAUAAUAUAAUUACUUAGCUUAAAUUUAUUUUAUUGCAAAAUAUUACAAAUUGAUAGACCAUUAGAUAUCUAGUUUUGCAACAUAAAAACGCUCUUUCCCUAUACAUUCGGUACAUGCCUGGAUUAUAAUUAGUGAUUAAUGAUGGAAAAUCUAGAUUGAUAUUUAAUGACACUGUUUUAUAAGUAGAUUUAUCUGAUUUUCAACUUCAUUUAGUCUGCUAAAAGGCAGAAAGACUGACAGCAGACAUUAAAUAAAAACAUUUUAUACAUUGGAAUGUUGUUAUUACUAAUACCAAAAAGGAAUGUCUGAAGUCUCCGCCAACAUAUUAAGGCUUUUGAAGUAGAUUUUAGAAUUGACCACGUUUAUUAAAUAUGUCCAAUAGUGUCUCGUUCAGAUUUACAGAGGUUGCAGAGAGGGCUAUCUACUGGCAUCGAUUAGAAAAAAAAAUUGAGUUAGUAGUAAAAUUUGAUUGAAGUCUCUAGUUUUUAGUGAUUUCUGGAGGCAAUGUUUGUUGAACCAGUCAUUAAGGAGGUGCUUAUAAGUUAAACCAGCCAUCUUCAUUAAGAUAAGACAGUUCUCUUCACCUUUUUCUUUUCCAUAAGCUUACGAGAGUUUUCUUGCUGUUAAAAAUUCAUAUAAUGCAUAUGAACUUUACAAAAUUUUCAUAACACAAUGGCCAUGGUAUAAUAGGGCGAGUACAGUUCAUGCUCCCCAUAAUUUUGUAAACAUUUCUUCAUUGUUGAUAUUAUUCUUGUAUAUUCUUACCAAAUUAAAAUAUUUUAUAAGAACUUA